Ectocarpus sp. CCAP 1310/34 is the source of this 1208-nucleotide messenger RNA. The record is from the annotation of a GenBank genome assembly. Lineage: Eukaryota; Phaeophyceae; Ectocarpales; Ectocarpaceae.
AUGUCUGCGAAAGACUCUGGGAACUCUGGUGGGGGGGAGGCCGGCCCAACUCACGAGGAGCUUAGGACGGCCAUCGACGACGCCGUGGGCGACGCUAGCACCGGACUGGAGAAGAUGGUGACGGAGAAAUUGGAGGGCAUCAUGGACGCCUUGUCCCGUUUAGUGCCCGGGACACCGCCCGUCGGAAGUGCGACCGCAGCGGACGGCGGGGGGGAGUCACUGGGGAGGAUGCACGCCUUCCCUGGCGCGGGUCAGUUGGACCACGCGCCGAAUACCGGACGAGGGCUCGAGGGAGCGAGAGGACUGCGAGGCCCGGAAUCACGAGAGCCUACACCAUACGGUGCUACCUCGCGAGAAGGAGUCAGCAGAAAGAAGCAAGCUUCACGGUAUGCUUUCAGCUCGCAUGUCCGGAUACAACGUCUUAAACAGUUGGACGUCAUCGGAGAUGAAAAGAACCGGCUGAUGUUUCCAUUACGCAGGUGCAGAGUUGUGAAUGGGUCGUGCCUUGAGUGACAGCAGAGACAUUGUGGUCCUAGGCAUAGACGAUGAUGGCAUGGUAGAGCAGGGGGUGGAAGUAGGGGAGAUGGCCACGUACAUACCGGGAUCUGUGGGGGAUGCUGACCCGAGGUAUCUUCAACAACUCCACAAAAAUGCUCGUAUUUUCACGGUUCCCCGAUGCGCUUUCCCCGAAAUCUGAGAUUUAAAAGCAGCAGCUGCUCGCCCAGAAAACACUCGAUGAAGAAGAGAUUUUGAGAGUGCUNCCAUUACGCAGGUGCAGAGUUGUGAAUGGGUCGUGCCUUGAGUGACAGCAGAGACAUUGUGGUCCUAGGCAUAGACGAUGAUGGCAUGGUAGAGCAGGGGGUGGAAGUAGGGGAGAUGGCCACGUACAUACCGGGAUCUGUGGGGGAUGCUGACCCGAGGUAUCUUCAACAACUCCACAAAAAUGCUCGUAUUUUCACGGUUCCCCGAUGCGCUUUCCCCGAAAUCUGAGAUUUAAAAGCAGCAGCUGCUCGCCCAGAAAACACUCGAUGAAGAAGAGAUUUUGAGAGUGCUUCGCUCACGGGCUGGGCAACUGCAAGCGAAGGAAAAGAAGGGGAAGAGUGAUCGGCGAGCGAAUCAUCAUGCGUUCGUAGCAGUAGAGGGGAACGGGAGAGGGAAGAGACCGUCGAAAAAGAACCGAGGUGACGAAGAGGCGAACUUGGCCAGCG